AUGUGGGCCACUUCAGGCGAUGAUGCGGCACUGCAGGCCUUCUUAUGGCCCGACAAAAUACACAGAUGUGUUUCAGACACAGUUGAUCCUCCUUUACUAAAGUGUUUUCUCUCUCUCUCUGUUCUUUGUGUCAUCAGUGUAAGAUCAGGCUCACAUGUGUCCAGCUCUGUGUCUCUGAAGAGUGAUUGGUCUAAAGAUCCUCCACCAAACUUCAGUGAGAAAACACCAUCAUCUAAUAAAAGAGUAAGAUCAGGCUCACAUGUGUCCAGCUCUGUGUCUCUGAAGAGUGAUUGGUCUAAAGAUCCUCCACCAAACUUCAGUGAGAAAACACCAUCAUCUAAUAAAAGGCUUCAACAUGAAACAUUAGACUCAGACCUUCAGACUCACAGGAAACACGAGAAUUUCAAAGACAAUCUUCUUGGGAUCUUCCAGGAUCUUGAGAGCAAAAUAAUCACAUUUCUGAAGAAUGAGUUGGAUAAGUUAAAGAAAAUAUUACAACAUGAGAACACACAACAGUUUGUGAAGGACUUUAAUGAGAACAGAUCCAGUAUCAAAUCAGCAGCUCUUGAUCUCACACUACAUUACCUGAGAGAGAUGAAGCAAGAUGAAGCUGCUGAUACUCUAGAAGGUGAGCUGGUCUUCAUUUAUCAGCUGAAAUGUGGCCUAAAGAAGAAGUAUCAAUGUGUGUUUGAAGGAAUGUCGAAGCAAGGUGACUCCACACUCCUGAAUAACAUCUACACAGAUCUCUACAUCACUCAGGGUGGCAGUGGACAGGUCAAUACUGAACAUGAGGUGAGACAGAUUGAAGUUGCUUCCAGACGUCAUGAAGCACAAGAGAUACAGGUUGAAUGCACACAUUUGUUUGAAGCGCCCGAACAAGACGAGGAGAUCCGAACUGUACUGACAAAAGGAGUCGCUGGCAUUGGGAAAUCAGUCUCUGUGCAAAAGUUUGUUCUGGACUGGGCUGAAGGAAAAGAAAAUCAAGAUAUCAGCUUCAUAUUUCCUCUUCCAUUCAGAGAGAUGAACUUAAAGGAGAAAGAAAAACUAAGUUUGAUGGACCUUAUAACUCAGUUUUACUGA
Messenger RNA from Pimephales promelas (fathead minnow), 1080 nucleotides. NCBI's taxonomy places the organism in Eukaryota, Metazoa, Chordata, Actinopteri, Cypriniformes, Leuciscidae. The record is from RefSeq and is a predicted model, not a curated record.